Messenger RNA from Actinia tenebrosa (Australian red waratah sea anemone), 4710 nucleotides. RefSeq lists its product as uncharacterized. Lineage: Eukaryota; Metazoa; Cnidaria; Anthozoa; Actiniaria; Actiniidae. The record is from RefSeq and is a predicted model, not a curated record.
GUUGUCACACUAUUGUAAUCCUAUAUCUAUCUAUCUAUCUAUCACACAAACCGAUCCAGCUAGGUAAACCGUAAUCGUGACGAUCCAGAUGCUCGCAACAGAAAAACAACAACUUUCCAACUGCUUUACCCUUUAUUCAUAGAUCUGGGCAGAGUGGAAUACAGCGAUCUAUUCGUGCCUCGAUAGAGUAAACAAUUGAUGCAAAAAGAUUGAGGAAUCCAUUGCAUUAUUUCUGUAAAAUGGUAACAUGCUUGCAAUACUACGAUUCUGAUAUGCCAAUAGAUACUGACAAAACCAGCAAAGAAAAGGACUCUUGACUGGCACCGUUUGAUUGGUCAUAUCUGGACUACAAGCAAGGCAAUACUUUGAAGAUAGCAGUUGAACCGCCCUGGCGUUUUGAAGUAACGGAAGAUCAGAUACUUGAGAUUGCGUAGCACAAUGAAAAGGAGAUGUCAAAAUAUGAAUGGACAGAUGAAUACAGAAAUACAGAUAUCUUAGGUCAAUAGAAAACAUUAAAGCAUACAGGUCUUACGAUGAAUGAAAGCCAGAAACCCGUCACAAUUUUUUGCACAUUGACCGACGAAAGUUACCAAGAAAUAUGAGCCCUGCGUGCAAGAGGUUUCUUGUUGUUCCCUUUUCUCUUUUGUUGUUUUGGAGGUCACAUACAAGGAGUAUUUAUUGAAUAUUUCCCGCUAGGAAUYAUUAAUUGAAGACUACAAGGAUAUAGCAUUUCUCAAACGGGGACAUGAAGAAAUCGAUCGAGGACGGUCAGAGGAUGAAGUAGUUGACUCGUUUCGAGAAACAGUUAGCAAGAUGUUUAUGAUAACCGAGAAAAAACACCGCGCAGUUUACGUCCAGAACAGAAUAAUAUGCAUUCAGUAUUCACUCAUUAAAGAGCUCAUUAACAAUACUCCAAGUCGCCCUUAAGUUCCCUUUAUUGUCAUGAAAAAGGCAAUCUUAUAAUACGAUUCUUUAGCCUUCUCGAUUUCAGUGUUCACGAUAAUUGCAGCAUUUCUUGUAGGAUUGUUUGAAAAAGACGCUUUUAAUUUCAUGACAUAUCUUUCAUCUCGAACGGCAUAUACGUUGUUUCAGCUGAUAUAUAGUUCAUGGUGAUUGGAAAGCCCGAAACAGCUCUGUUGAUACAGGACUUUACGUCACAUCCGGGUUUCACUUCGGAUGACCUUUCAAGCUGCAGCCAGAAAAAUGAUCAUCUUCGAUGGCUGCUUCAUAUCUGUUUAUAAAUCGCCAUCCUUUUCACGGCCAAACUAAACCCUGUUCUCGUAUUUGAGUCAUAUGAGCAUGAGCAAGGCAGAGAAGUAUCUUCAACAGUGGAAUGAAGUCGACAGGAAAACUUACAUAUCAUCAACAAAGGAUAAUCUCAGCUUUUUGGCAUCAGUAGUAAAAUACCCUUCAUUGAUACAUGGAGAACACCUUCCUAAUGCUGUCAGACGCUAUGAGAUGUACUGGUUACCUCUGUGUAAGAAACAUGGCACCAUGUCAUGUGACGAGUGGGCUGCACCUUUGGACGUGGCAUGGGUGUGGUAUCUUCACAUGUUGAUGCCUGAAAACUACGUGAACGACUGUAUUUGUCUUAUUGGUAAUGCUCCUAACCAUGCUUUGAAAUCAGGAAAAACACUCCAGGCGGCUAGACAGUUAACUAAAGAACUAUGGGAUCAGUCUAACGUAAACAAAGAACCAUUUGAUCUUGACUUAGACCGAUCUAUAGAUGUUCAAGAAUAUAAACCCAAGCUUAGACAUGACUUUACUCGGCUGUCUACUAAACUGCGCAACUUUUAUUAUCAAGUCUCUCUCCCCCAUUACCAGGAUGAGAAGUUCCUGGACUCGGCGACGCUGCGUUACGUCACACAUCUGAGUCUACAAAUGAAGGAUCCUUCUUUGAUGCUUUGCCCACCUGUCGACGUACAGCUUGUCAUGUAUUCACAUCAGCUGAAUCCUAUAUUCUAUAACUAUCAAAUAACUGUAAUGCUUGGUAAGAUUGCGAGCCCUUUUGACCUUUUGGACUCGACAGAUAAUCUAGGUCGCCAAUGUCAAAUUGAAGAAGCCACAAAAAAGAUUUGGACUGAAGCUGGUCUCGAGUACCAUAAACCUGGAACACUUUACAGAGGAGAUCCGUCAUAUUUAUCAAUAACAAAUUCUAUUGAUAAGAAGCACAUCGAUCGCUUUGCUAUGCUUCGCCAGGAUUAUGGUAUAUCAGUUACUCAGAUUGACUUGGAAGAUCUUGAUCACCACAACUAUUAUUUGCUGGUUUUCGUGGGAUCUGAAGGAGAGGAGAUUUACAAAGAAAAGAUAAAGUUAGAUGAAGAUAAAUCUAGCAAUAAUAAUUUCUUCUCGAUGGACAAAGAGAAUGGAGUUCAAUAUGUUCAGCUCGAAGAUUUUCCAUCGGACAAGCAAAAGGCCAAAGGAAAAAGCAAGGUUUCAGUGUUUACUCACCAAAUGUAUUCGUUAUUAGAAGAUGCACCAGCGCAAACAGAAGAUCAGGAAAACUCAGAAGAUAUCACCACAUACACAAUUGGUGAUGGUCACUCUACAUUGGUUCAAACCAACUCCAGCACAUCAGAUACUAAAACAAUUAACGUAUCUUUGUACAAGAUCGACCGAACCAGACUACAUUCCGAAAAAAUCUUGAUUGGGAAAACAGAUCUUGAUAUCUUCAAGCAUUUGGAACCAAAAGACUUUCAGCCUUCGCCAAGCAAAGAUGAGAAAAAACGGAAGAUUUGUGUGCCCCUGAAUUUUCCACGUGAUGGUCCACAUAUGCGAGUGACGUUGUCAGUAUCGCCCAUUGGAUGUGGACACUAUGUGUUUCAGGUUAGCCCAGAGUACGGCUUUGCAAAGUUUAAACACAUUUGUAGUGCUCUCUCUUAUCCUACUCUCAUGUUAUCCUUGUCGACCAUUAUUGCACCCAAGACACCAUCUGAAGUAAUGACCUACCCGAUACUAAAUUAUAGAGGAGAAAAGGCCUUUGUAUCCCGGAUUGUACGAUCUGUUGCUACUACAGACGUAUUUUAUGCCGUUGAAAUCUUAGAUAGUAAAGGAAAUGUUGCUGCGACAAGUCACCUUUUGCCUUCCAAUGCAUUGCCAUACAAGACCGAUUUGGCUUCAUCCCGUGGGUGUGCUUAUUUUUCUAAUUAUACAGCAGAAAAUGCCAUGCUCAUUCGGGGUCAGAACGACUGGGGCUUGUGUCUUGGACGUAAAGUGCCUUUACCACCUCGUUUUGGCAAAGGAAAAUCUGCCGUUUUGGCAUUUAAACUGUUUCUUUUGCGCGACAAUACCAAUUGCUAUUGUCCUGUUCAAAAGUUCAAGAAUUCCUUGUACAUGCUGAAAGUACCUUCGUCGCUUUCCGAUCAACAGAACAUGUCGUACAUUUACCUUCAUAUCAGUGACGGUAAAUUCGUCAUGUCCAGUGGCGUCACAGAAGUUCCAGAGAUCCUUGCUCUUGCACUGUCUACGCUUGUGCUGCAAUACCUCUUUUGUGACAAGGAUCGAGAUUGCUGGGCCAUCAUUGACGAUGAAGACGCUGAUUUGUUUAGUAUAUUUCAAAGUAGCGACAAUAUUGGGUUUGCAUGGGAUGGCAAAUACAACGGUGGGGAUGGGGCUCAGCCUUUACAGCGUUUACAGGGCCGGUGUGGUUACCUUGGUUCUCGUCUUUCCCAAGAGAAUUUGAAAUGACAGAAUGAUUCACAAUAGAGAAGACAUGUCUCUCCUUACACUCCCCUAGACGCUCUCCUACUGAUCCACUUUCUGUCCGGAUGAAUGCUCUGUUUAUUUUUGGAAGGUUUAUUCCGUUAGAAAUAGGCCGAUGACAAGCUUAAAAUGUCUUAAGUCUUGUUUAAUUUAAUAGUCCUUCUAACGCUAAAUAGUUAAAGUCUUUUCUAAGACGAACAAGAACACACGUGCAAAAAACGUCCUUACUUAUUGCAGUGUCAGCAUAUUCUUUUUAGGUAACUAUGGUCACUUUGACUUUCCACAUAGGAGCAUACCGUUGGCAUAAAAUUCAUGAUCAAAACAUUGUAAUGCAUGUGGAUCUGUUGCACUUCAUUUACUCCAUGGAUCACAAAUGGGUCCUUGAAAUGACACAUCGGUCGCUCAAACAGCGUCUCAUAAGACCGUUCACAACUGACAAAAGGUAGAAAUCUCAAAUCCAUUUCUGGCUUUACACCUAAACGAUCCAUAAGCAUCCCGAAGUAAGCAUCCUCAAUCGGAAUAAGAGGAACAAAAUUCGUAGCUUCAUAAAGUCUUGGCAGCAAGUUCCCGCUAAACAAAUAUCCUCCACCGGAAAUAUACGGUUUGUAAAAUAUCCCCUGGAAAUCUUUCUCGGAAACAUAGUACCUACUGUCUUCAUCUCGCUCUACUUGCAUGUUUCUUUGAACCUUGCCACGGUACAAAUCCUUUGAACUGUUGACAUUAUGAUGAUCGCUUAACCAUAGCAAAAGCGAUAUAAUAUUGAUAUAACAGUCUUCAUCUGUUUUGAGAAGAUAUUUUGGGCGGCAAUAAUGUAGUGACCACUCAAUACCUAGAAGCAUUUUCUGCGAUAAAUGUCUAAAAGUGUCAGGAAAAUCCCCAAUGAUGAUGUCAUCGUAGAAUUGUGCUUCCUGCCGAAGGAGGUGGUUGAUUCGGGAAUUAUUGCUCUUGGCAACCAAAAACACAGUUUUCCAAGAUCUGAAAAAUAAAAGUACAAAAGUUUGGCGACAA